Cephus cinctus (wheat stem sawfly) is the source of this 4420-nucleotide messenger RNA. RefSeq names its product zinc finger protein 32-like. Gene Ontology annotation, molecular function: RNA polymerase II cis-regulatory region sequence-specific DNA binding; DNA-binding transcription factor activity. The transcript is spliced from 2 exons. The record is from RefSeq and is a predicted model, not a curated record. Bases 477 to 1514 code for a protein of 345 amino acids. NCBI's taxonomy places the organism in Eukaryota, Metazoa, Arthropoda, Insecta, Hymenoptera, Cephidae. Gene Ontology annotation, biological process: regulation of transcription by RNA polymerase II.
AGUAGUAUAAUUGUGAAAAAAGAGGAGAGCGUCCAUCAGAAGCAUUAAGGUUCGUUCGGAGAAGCGUCCGUCGCUACGUGAGGCAUUGGCAGCCAUCGUUUGGAGUCGAUGGUAACUUCGUAGCUUAAGCUCGUGGGCCAAUUAGAAGUCUCGGUGCAUACCGUCAAUCAGUAGUUUUAUAUAUGUAUAGUGGCUGUCGAGAGAAAUAUAGUAGCAGCCAUCUUAUAUUUUGUGUUGGAGAAAAACACUAUUUAAACAAAUGUUCCGCGAUACACCGUGAGAGCGAUCGGCGUGAGGCGUGCGCUAGAUGAGGCGUAGCUUUUUUAACACUAGCCUGGACCACUACGAUAGCAAAGGUGGAUUGGUACGCAGGAUAUGAGCAGCUUGUCAAGCGCAACCUGACUCUGCUCCCUCAUCAGCAAGCCGCGCAGCAACAGGAACAGCAGCAGCUGGCCCAGCCGCAGCAGGCCGACAUCAUGACGUCCAUGUUCGAGCAACAGAUCAAGAGCGAGCCAAUGGGUUUUUACUCAGUAGCCUCAAGUCGCUCCGAUGGUUCCAACUCCAUGGUGAACCUCUCUGAUGACCGAGAGGACCUUUCGCAGCAGGAGGGUCAUCUACAGCCACAGCAGCAGCAGGGAAUGCAGCCUCAUCAGCAGCAAGCGCAGCAGCAAAACCAGCAGCAGACUCAAAGUCAGCAGCAAGGUCAGAAUGUACAGCAGACUACGCCAACACGUCAGUCUACAGGGCAGCAGACAGUAAAAGAGGGCUCACGCUCUAAGCCGCAGGCUUGUAAAGUCUGUGGGAAGGUACUGUCCUCCGCAUCAUCAUAUUAUGUUCACAUGAAGCUGCACUCUGGCAACAAGCCAUACCAUUGUACGGUCUGUGAGGCAAGCUUCUGUCGCAAGCCAUAUUUGGAAGUUCACAUGCGAACACAUACUGGUGAACGACCGUUCCAGUGCGAGUUGUGCUUGAAAAGAUUCACACAGAAGAGUAGUUUGAACACCCACAAGCGUGUGCACACAGGUGAGCGGCCGUACGCUUGUGACAUAUGUCAAAAGCGUUUUGCUGUCAAGAGCUACGUAACUGCACAUCGUUGGAGCCAUGUCGCAGAGAAACCUCUAGUCUGCGACAGAUGUUCCCUGACCUUCACCUCCAAGAGCCAGUUUGCGAUUCACAUUCGCACACACACCGCAAGCACCACCUAUGAGUGCAACAUCUGUGGCCGUACCUUCGUGCGGGACAGCUAUCUCAUACGACACCAGAACCGGGUCCAUCGUGACAUGAAUCAGGCAAGUUCCAAUCACAAUCCAGCAACUCCCCAGAGUACUGGUGGCGGCACACCAGGUACCGGCUUCGAGAGUCCUGUGUGCGACCUGCGCUAUAGUGAGGGUCCCUCGUCUCUCGAUGGCCUUGGUGGCGGCAAGGGCGGCAUCGCCGCUGAAAUCGCCAGCCUCGCCAAGCAGAACAGUCUACAACUUCCUCUUCCUCUGCUACAUCCGCAGACUACCAACUAGUGUUUAGACGGGAGCGUCUCUCAGUCCCUACACCAGUUACACCAGUCUUCGCAGCAAGUAGUAUGUCCCCCCUCGGCUUCGACAACGUCGCCGUACACACUUAACUCACCCGUGUCGCACGAGCAGCACGCCACUACCGCCGUCACCACCUCCACUACGCAAAGUGUCUACCAAACGACAGGGUCUGCUACCCUCGACAGCCCCGAGUCCCAUCUCUAUCCGCAUAUGCCAUCAGCGGAGUCAUCGGGUUCUCAUCACCUUCAUCAUCACCACCACCAUCAUCAAUUGCAUCGCAGCAUAGCGCCGCCAGGACUUCACCCUGCGCUUUACUUCUACGCUCAGUACACCAAUGGAAACUCUUCGCUAUCCUAUUCUGAGUAUAUGCAGCGCAACAAUUAACGCUAGGGUAUAAAGGACAGACAAACUUUACCUACUAGAUUCAAAACACACAAAGACACACACCCAUGCCUCACAAUAACGCGAUAAUACGUGUCGUUGGUGUAUUUUCUUUUUCAUUCUUCACCAAAUUCGGUAUACUCUUCCAUGCUAAUCAUUUCUUUACCAUUAUCCAUAUGGUUAUCUUAUCUCAGUCACUCUUCCUAAUCGCAUAAAUAUACGGUGGCAUUCAAACUAUUGUUCCGACUGAAGUUGGCUUUGCUACGAAAAUUGAAUAAACAGACUAAUUUCAGUUGAUGCAGUAGUCUGAAUAACUCUAUACACGUGCAUGCAUAUAUCCAUAAUUUUUAUUUAAUCCUUCACAAACGAUCGAUCACUCGAUCAAUUGAUUCUUCCAGUUCUUUUCUUCUGUUUCCUUUCGUUCCUUUUUUCUUCUCUUUUCCCUCACACACUCUCAAGUCAUGAUACGGCCACGUGAUCAAUCGUAUCUUCUCAACGGAUUCUUCUCCCAUUCAUUACAAAACAGCAGCACCAGUUUUCUUUUGAUACAUUCUCCUUUACAUUCAAAUCGUGUUCAGCAAUCAAUGCACGAGGCCAUGCGAGCAUCACGCCCUAUUUAUAUUAUAUUUUUAAAGGAGUUUAGUCACUUGGAUCUGUGAUAUAGAUAGUAAUUAUUCUCUACAACGUUUAAAAGAAAAGGAAAACAAAAAAGAUUAUUGAUUUAUGAUUUUUCAAUAUCAAACGACAACAAAAAUAUGGAGUAAAAGAACAAAAAGCAAUUUCACUUGAACGAUGUACGUAGCUACAACAUUAUUGAAUUUAUUGACGAGUAUCUUUGGUCUCUACCGAAGGUGUUUGGUAGACACCCUACUACUAACGCUACUCUAUUGCUACUAUUACUAUUACUAAUCUAUUACUACUAUUACCAUACAACAACUAUUAUUACUAUUACCAUAGUGUACUGCAAGUACUACUAGUACUAUACUAUUAACUAUUUAACUCUACUAUUACCACCCACUACCCGUUACUAUUAUUCAAUGCUACUAACCACGAUAAAAGCCAACACCAACGUCACUAUUCACUAUCACAGUCGUUACUAUAAUCAGUAUCGGCAUACCCCUCCUCCUCGACACUCACUACUAUAUAUUAUAUAGCUGACAAAAAUUACUAUUAUUAGUAACAAAAAAAAAACUUAAGAAACACACUAAUUUUCAUCUAUACAUCUAUACUAUACAACUAGCUCCAUGUUAAGUCGGUCCAAAUUCCUGGACAAUACCAGAAGUUACACACAAGUAACGUUACAGAGCUCCUGGUUUCAAUUUUGCUUUUCUUACAUGCUUUAAAUAACUCUCUUUCUUUCUCUUAUCCAGAAAUACUACGUCUCUCGCACCUCCUUUCAAAUAUUUCUCUUAUAAGUCUUCUCUCUCAUCUCUUCUCUCUGUAAUCCUCUUUUAGUCUCAAUCACUGCAAUUCGUUUCAUCACUGCUGUGUGCACCACCGAGUAUCGCAUCGAGAAUUAACGAUAAAUAGACACAUAUAUAUAAUAUAUAUGUAUCUAUCACGUGUGUAUAUAUCAUAUAUAUGUAUGCGCCUGUCACGAGAUUUUAUAGCUAGGUACAUUCUAUUAUGCAGCUUGAAAAAAAAUCUGUUCCAUAGGUGUACUUACUUUUCACAUAUCGAAAACUGUACUCUGUAUACAGACUUGUAUAUAAUAUCUAUUAUUAGAGUGUAAUAGCAGGGCUGUUAUUUUGAACACUACUAGAAUUAGUUUUAGCGUUACUAACAUAACAUAACACAUGUACGCGCGUAUUAUAGAUGCAUGCAGAGACGCGCACGUAUAUGCAUACGUAUAUAUAUAUAUAUAUAUAUAUAUAUAUAUAUAUAUAUGUAUGUAUAUGUAUAUAUAUGGAUACAUAUAACAGAUGUACACCAAGAACAUACUGACACUCGCUCGCGUAGGACACUGAAUAAACAAACUAGGGAAGAAGGAAAAGAUUAUGAAAAAGGGAAACAUAUUGCUGAUUGGAAGGAUCCGCAAAACGGGAUUAACCAUGACACAAGAACGUGACUAUAAUAUGUAUACAUAUUAUUAAUGCGGUUAAGUAAAAGAAGAAAUAAAAAAAAUGCGAGAUCUACCAUGGUUAAAUUUUUGGUAGUGAGUCAACUUAUGAGGGACUCGUUAAUUAUUUGUUCAUACGCGAUUCGACUAAGCUAUAAAUAUAUAUACAUACAUACAUAACAUAAAUACAAAGUAUAAAUAUAAAUUUGUAUUAGCGUGCCUCAAACCGUUAGGUCUGUGUUUUCGGUAAUUUAGUUGCAAAAAUAAUGAAAACUGCGUGCGUAUGCCUGGGGCUUUGAAUUCCAUGGGAGAAUGGAGUCAUCUGGGAAGACUGAUUAUCAUAAAGGGUUCUAGGGGGUUGUAACUAAACUAAAAAAAAAAAAUAGAAGCAAAAACGAUUAAUUAAAAAAAAACUAAGUAAACGACGAGAAAUUAAUAAAAAAACGCAAAU